AUGCUGCUCAGGGGCGUCCUCCUGGGAGUGCAAGCCCUGCAGCUUGCCGGUGCCCUGGACCUGCCCGCGGGGUCCUGCACCUUCGAGGAGAGCACCUGCGGCUUUGAAUCGGUGUUCGAGUUCCUGCCGUGGAUUUUAAAUGAGGAAGGACAUUAUAUUUAUGUGGACACCUCCUUUGCCAAGGAAGGGGAGAAAGCCGUGCUGCUGAGUCCUGAUCUGCAGGCUGAAGAAUGGAGCUGCCUCCGAUUGGUCUACCAGAUAAGCACAUCUUCAGGGUCUCAGUCAGAUCCCAGCCGGCUGAACCUCUACAUGAGAUUUGAAGAUGAAAACUUUGACCGCUUGCUUUGGUCAGCCAAGGAGCCUUCGGACAGCUGGCUCAUAGUCAGCUUGGAUUUGCAAAACAGUUCCAAAAAAUUCAAGAUUUUAAUAGAAGGUGUGCUAGGACAUGGAAAUACAACCAGCAUCGCAGUCUUUGAAAUCAAGAUGACAACUGGCUACUGUAUUGAAUGUGACUUUGAAGCAAACCAUCUCUGUGGCUUUGUGAACCACUGGAACCCCAACGUGAACUGGUUUGUUGGAGGAGGAAAUGUUCGGAGCUCCCACUCUAUCCUCCCACAGGAUCACACCUUCAAGACUGAACUGGGCCAUUACAUGUACGUGGACUCUAUGUAUGUCAAGCACUUCCAGGAGGUGGCCCAGCUCAUCUCCCCGAUGACCACAGCCCCCAUGUCUGGCUGCCUGUCAUUUUAUUACCAACUCCAGCAGGGGAAUGACAACAUCUUCUCUGUGUACACGAGGGAUGCAGCUGGCCUGUAUGAGGAGAUCUGGAAAGUGGGCGAUCCAGGGGCUGCUGGCUGGAACCUUGCUGAGGUGGAGUUCAGUGCCCCGUAUCCCAUGCAGGUUAUUUUUGAAGUUGCCUUCAAUGGUCCCAAAGGAGGAUAUGUGGCCCUGGAUGAUAUUUCUUUCUCUCCUGUUCACUGCCAAAAUCAGACAGAGCAUCCUUUUAGUGCCCUAGAAGCAAGCUGCAAUUUUGAGGAAGACCUCUGCAACUUUUACCAAGACAAAGAGGGUUCAGGCUGGACCCGAGUGAAAGUAAAACCAAACAUGUUUCAGGCAGGAGACCACACUUCAGGCCUAGGGUAUUUCUUGCUGGCCAACACAAAAUUUACAUCACAGCCUGGCUACAUUGGAAGGCUCUACGGUCCCUCCCUGCCAGGAAACCUGCAGUAUUGUUUGCGUUUUUAUUAUGCCAUCCAAGGAUUUUUUAAAAUGAGUGACACCCUAGCAGUUUAUAUCUUUGAAGAGAACCAUGUGGUUCAAGACAAGAUCUGGUCUGUCCUGGAGUCCCCAAGAGGCAUUUGGAUGCAAGCUGAAAUCACCUUUAAAAAGCCCAUGCGUACCAAGGUGGUUUUCAUGAGCCUAUGCAAAAGUUUGUGGGACUGUGGUCUAGUAGCCUUGGAUGACAUUACAAUAGAGUUGGGAAGCUGCUUGUCUCCAGAGAAGCUCCUGCCUCCACCAGGAGAGUGUACUUUUGAACAAGAUGAAUGUAUAUUUACUCAGGAGAGAAGAAAUCGGAGCAGCUGGCAAAGGAGGAGGGGAGAAACUCCCACCUCCUACACCGGACCAAAGGGAGAUCACACUACUGGGGUAGGCUACUACAUGUACAUCGAGGCUUCCCACUUGGUAUAUGGACAAAAAGUGCGCCUCUCGUCCAGGCCUCUACGAGGAGUCACUGGAAAACAGUGCUUGACCUUUUUCUACCACAUGUAUGGAGCAGGGACUGGCCUCCUGAAUGUUUAUCUGAAAAAGGAAGGCGGCAGUGAAGAGUCUCUCUUGUGGAGAAGAAGAGGUGAACAGAGCAUCUCCUGGCUACGGGCGCUGAUUGAAUAUGGCUGUGAGAGGCAGCACCAGAUAAUUUUUGAAGCCAUUCGGGGAAUGUCACUAAGAAGUGAUACUGCCAUUGAUGAUGUUAAAUUUCAAGCAGGAUCCUGUGCAGAAAUGGAAGAUCAAAGUCAGCAAUCAUCAGGAUAUUCUGAGGACUUAAAUGAAAUUGAGUAUUAA
Molecule: messenger RNA, 2061 nt
Organism: Rangifer tarandus platyrhynchus (Svalbard reindeer)
Lineage: Eukaryota; Metazoa; Chordata; Mammalia; Artiodactyla; Cervidae
Source: the annotation of a GenBank genome assembly